GAAGCCUCUCUGGUUAGAGGAAGCGACACAUCCAUUACCAAACCGGCACCAUGCACCUAACCCCUGGAGGAGCACCCGACUGGUGUCCUGACCCCAGAGUCCUCAAGGUGACAGUCGGGGGCCACUGUGUCCACCGGGAACCCAAAACCAAAGUCAGCAAAGGAUCUCGAAGAUCACUGGUUUUCCUGGACUUUCUGUGCCUGUGUGUGGUCUCCAUCCCCUUCCUGAUCUGUGAGUUGGGUUUGGUCCCUCCGGUCCAUCGUGGGUUCUUCUGUGAUGAUGUCAGUAUACGGUUCCCAUCUACUCGGGAGGAGACUGUGAGUGACACCAUGCUGAUCAGCCUGGGCAUCCUCAUCACCGGGGUGACGAUUGUAUUUGGAGAGUGUCACCGGGUCAGCAGGCAGCGGAGAUCAGAUUCCUGUCCCAGAGAAGGCUACCUGUCCAGCAUUUACCGCCAGGUGCUUCCCUUCCUAUUUGGAUCUGCUAUCGGACAGUCACUGACUAAUGCAGCCAAGCUGAGUGCAGGUCGUCUGAGGCCAAACUUCCUCUCAGUGUGUCAACCAGAAGCGCUGAAUUGUACCACCGGCUAUGUGGAGGACUAUACGUGUACGGGAAACCCAAGCGCUGUGAUGGAGGCCAGGAAAUCCUUCUAUUCGGGUCACGCAUCCUUCGCGCUGUACUCCAUGUUGUACCUCUCGUUUUACCUGCAGGCACGGUUCACCUGGCGAGGGGCCCGGCUCUUACGCCCCCUAGUUCAGUUUGUCUUGGUUCUCGUGGCCUUGUAUACGGGAUUCACUCGGAUAUCGGACUACAGGCACCAUCCAUCUGAUGUCGCUGUUGGGUUCCUGCAGGGGGCGCUGGUCGCUUACUGGGUGGCUUUCUACAUUUCCGACAUGUUUCGGACAAAAGGCUUACAGCCGGUUUCCGUCCCCCCGCGGCCUGACAGCCCAGAGACCACAGCCCAAUUCACCAAUUGUUAGGUGCCAAGAUAAAUGUCAGAGGAAAAGAGACAAAGCAAGUGACGGAGAGAAAUGUCCCUGCGGGACCUGUAAGACUCCACAGACCUGGACUGUGCCCGUAAUCCUAUCAAUCUGCGGGACCUGUAAGACUCCACAGACCUGGACUGUGCCCGUAAUCCUAUCAAUCUGCGGGAUCUGUAAGACUCCACAGACCUGGACUG
Molecule: messenger RNA, 1180 nt
Organism: Hyla sarda
Lineage: Eukaryota; Metazoa; Chordata; Amphibia; Anura; Hylidae
Product: phospholipid phosphatase 3-like
Exons: 6
Coding region: 51-980 (309 amino acids)
Biological process (GO): phospholipid dephosphorylation; signal transduction; phospholipid metabolic process
Molecular function (GO): phosphatidate phosphatase activity
Source: RefSeq, a predicted model, not a curated record